This is a messenger RNA of Spathaspora passalidarum NRRL Y-27907, 1154 nucleotides long. RefSeq names its product Bub3p (gene BUB3). Gene Ontology annotation, biological process: mitotic spindle assembly checkpoint signaling. The coding region runs from base 42 to 1124 and encodes 360 amino acids. The transcript has a single exon. Gene Ontology annotation, cellular component: kinetochore; bub1-bub3 complex; mitotic checkpoint complex. Gene Ontology annotation, molecular function: ubiquitin binding. Lineage: Eukaryota; Fungi; Ascomycota; Pichiomycetes; Serinales; Debaryomycetaceae. The record is from RefSeq and is a predicted model, not a curated record.
CCAAUUAUCACAUCGUUCAAGCUUUAUAUUUUACCAUAGAUAUGACCAUACCUCCACACUUCAUCGAGUUAAAUACUCCAUCCAAGGAACUCGACAUCAUUUCAGAUUUGAAAUUCUCGCCUACACCAACUCAUGACCAAUUGUUGGUGAGUACCUGGAACAAUGAAAUAUUCAUGUACGAAUUGCGAGACUUGCUUGUCCCCCAUGCCCCACCUCCGAUUGACCCCGUCCAAGUGUUCAACACUAGUGACACCCCCUUGUGUUUAUUAUCUACUUCCACGGUGUCCUAUGCUGGGUUAUUGGAUGGGACCGUGCGGGAAUUAGAUUUCGAGAAUGGGAAAUUGGGCGGCAAUAUCGCCAGUACCCCAGAUGAAAACGAGAUUAAUGGCGGGAUAAACAAUAUCUGCCAAGUCUCCCGCUUGAACUCAAUCAUCUGUUCUACUUUCAACGGGAAAUUACAGUUGAUUGACCAGAGACAACGCCAACUGGUACAGACCUACCAGAACAAAGCCAAGAUAUUCACCAUGGAUGUGUCAGACCAAUAUCUCACAUGUGGAUUGACCAGCAACAUGAUUGAGAUUUACGACUUUAGAAAGUUGGACAGACCCGUGCAGACCAGACAGGUCGGGCUCAAGUACCAAAUCAAGGACCUCAAGACGUUCCCCAACAACGAAGGGUUUGCAUUGAGCACCAUUGACGGACGAGUUUCCAUUGAGUACUUUGACUCAUCACCUGAGAUCCAGCAACAUAAACGAUUCACGUUCAAGUGUCAUCGCCACCAGGAUGAAACCACGGGUGCCGAUUUGGUUUACCCUGUGAACUCAAUCGCAUUUAAUAAAAAGUACAGUACAUUGUUCACCAGUGGAUCAGAUGGGACAAUAUGUUUGUGGGACUGUGAGAAGCGCAAGCGAAUGAGACAGUAUCCCAAGUUCUUGAGUCAUGAGGGUGAGCCCGAGAGUAUUGUCAAGAUUGGCUUGAGCCAUGGCGAUGAGUUGAUUGCUGUGGCUACCAGUGAUGAUAAUUACAAGAGAAGAAGAAGGCUCUCUGAAGGACAAAACUCGAGAGCUCCUUCGAGAUUAUAUGUUAAGCAGUUGUCUGAAACUGAGUGUAUGCCUAAGAAGUAACUUUAUAGAAAUACAAUUUAUGGUAGACUG